Molecule: messenger RNA, 2187 nt
Organism: Letharia columbiana
Lineage: Eukaryota; Fungi; Ascomycota; Lecanoromycetes; Lecanorales; Parmeliaceae
Exons: 3
Coding region: 1-2187 (728 amino acids)
Biological process (GO): DNA-templated transcription initiation
Cellular component (GO): transcription factor TFIID complex
Source: RefSeq, a predicted model, not a curated record
AUGGAUGCAAGUAAAGAACAAGUCAAGCUUGAAGCGAGCUAUUUUUGCUUGUGCCAAGACUGGGCACGUGAUGACGAAAAUUGCGGAGCCGCAUUCCUAGCUUCAACAGUGGCAUGGCUCUUUCAUGGACAAUCUAUCACACCAUCCUCACAACAACCUUCGUUGCAGCGCUUCAAGUCACAUGCGAGGAAACUAGGAGAAAGCUGCGGCAGAGCGCAGAGCAAAGCUCGCGCAGGUGGCCUUGCCCCUCUAGGCGGUCUUGAAGGAGGCCUUGACAAUCGAGAGCAGCGCCGAGGGUGCCUUUCCAUCAUGACGCACCAACAGCAACAGCAGCAGCAGCAAUACCCUCCGCGCGUGUUCUCCCCUCCAGGACGGACAGACUCACCUCAGCAUGCCCCCCCUUAUCCCUUCCCCGCGAACAAACGCCAACGACUCUCUCCAAAUCCUCAGUCGCCAUACAAUUCGCCAGGUAUACAGAACAUCGCUCUACCGAAUCAAGUCUUUAGCAGUCCAUACUACGGUACUCAGCAAAACGGUGGUCCACCAAAUCACACCUACAACACAAAUCACAGUUACGGCAACCAGCAAAGUCCCUCAUACCCUAGCCAGCAAGGCCCCGCCUACGGCCCGAGUAACACAUACGGUUCGGGAAGCCCCUACACGCCGAAUAAUAACUACAAUUCCAUGAACCACCCACCCCCUCAGCAUUAUGCGCCUCCUCCCCAUUCUGCCGCCCCCUCGCAGCCCCCACCCACGGGAACAAUGGGACCUCCCUCGCGGCCUGCUGCUGACAAGCCUACGGACAUCAACGAGCUAGGAGACGUUUUGGCGGGAUCUGGUGUCGAUCUUAGGGAGGAGGAAGCUGCGUUAUUGGCGUACGGUCGGCCAGGCCAACAAAGACAGGAUACAGUUUAUGGUGGGAGCUCAUUCAAUUCGUUCGGAGCGAGCUAUUCAACAUCCGCCGACAACUUCUAUUCGUCAAAUGUUCCCGGCGACCGAAAUAGCUUCUAUGGAGCUGGCACCUUCAAUCAGCCUGCAGAGCCAUAUAUGUCCGCUGAGGAGAUCGCAGCUGCAGAUCGAAAGAAGGCCAUACGGCGCAAAGCUGAGAUCAAAUCCUACCACCUUAAUGAUCCGUUCCUCUGGGGUGGUUCUCUAUCAAGACGACUCUUAAUACAGGCUCAAACUGUGCAAGUGCAGGUCCCACGGAAUGGCCUGUUAAACAAUGUCACCGGGCAGAUUGUUCCUCAUCAGCUUCUUGUCCAUGGUCCGGACAAGAAUGAGAACCUAAGGAUAGUAAAGGGGGAACCUUUGCUAAAUACGGAGGGUCCCUACGUUGAGAUACUGUCUUUACUUUCCUUGGCUGCAGAGGAGCGAAUGCGUGGACUUGUGGAAGACGCUGCAAACCUGGCAAAGGGCAGGAGAAUCGGGUCGCAUGCCGUAGUCCCGGUUGAGUUGGCUGAUUUGGCAACUGGCGAGGGAGCCACUGAGACAGCGAACGGAUUGCCAACCCCUAGCAACAGCGCUGUCUCGCCAAAGAGCAAUUCGCUCAAGCGCUCCUACGCCGAAGUCAAUAGACCUUUAACCCCUUCUGCCAGCGAGCCAGCCACGCCUACCACCAUCCAAUUUGCCAACCCUGUUGUGCACGCUCUUCAAAAGAUCACCAAAGACGAGCGAGCUCAGGAAGAGGAACGACUCGCGAAGCGCCGACGUCGCGCAGCGAAAGCUGAUAGCAAUGGAACAGGUUCUGCUACUGCUGGACUCAUCGGCGACGUAGCUCCUGAUGUAGAUACAAGGAGGGGGAGUAAGAACAAGGAAGCGGCGGCGAAGAAGGUAAACGAGGCGGCGCAGCAUGCUGCCACCACCAAGACAAUGAACAUGGCUUUAGGUUUUGGCAGUAGGGCGACGCCGUCAUGGAUGAAAAGAGGCACCGAUACAACACCUAGCAAUCCAUAUCUACCGAACAAACCCAAGGCAGGUCCUCAGGGCUCCAAAAUUGGGGCUUCAGGCGGGAACGGUGCUGGUCUUGGUUUACCGAAAAGUAGGGUGUUCGGGCAAUUCAGGGAAGAUAAGGAUACUGGUUCUGGCAUUCAACUCAGGGACGUUGUGUCUGUUCUUGAGCAUGAUGGCAAAGAGAAGAAAGCCCUUCAGCGAGCCUACAGCAGGCUCGGAGCAGCGGCUAGGAGAUGA